This is a messenger RNA of Rotaria socialis, 1215 nucleotides long. NCBI's taxonomy places the organism in Eukaryota, Metazoa, Rotifera, Eurotatoria, Philodinida, Philodinidae. The record is from the annotation of a GenBank genome assembly.
AUGCUAUUUAUCGUAUUGCUAUUAGUAGCCAUCGGAGAUGUUGUUAGCAUUUCAAGUCCAAUUACGCCGUUCACCACCUAUAGAUAUUCAACUGAACUGGAAAAGGGCAUAGCCGAUCUGUGGUGGACAGUAGAUAAUGGUGCAAAAGAUAUCACUUUCGAGUUGCACAUGAAAACAACAGGAUGGGUAGCUUUAGGUAUUAGUCCAGGCGGCGGAAUGGAAGGUGCCGAUAUCGGUGUUGGAUGGGUCGACACUGAGGGCAAAGUUCACUUUCAAGAUCGACAUGCAUUCGACUUCGUCAAACCUGUUAUCGAUAAUACAACCGAGAAUUGGCUUGCUCUACGUGGCCGUGAAUCCAACGGAUGGACUGCCAUUCAAUUCAGACGUCUUCUUGACACAUGUGAUCCUAUGGAUGUUGAAAUUAAAUCUGGAACGAAUGUCAUCAUCUAUGCGUAUGGUCUUACUGAUCCAGUUGGUGAUAUCAAUUACCAUCAGAAUCGCCGAGGCUCGCGCAUGAUUCCACUUCAAUCGUAUGCAAAUCCACCAACCGAAAAUAAGUUUACCGGUCUCGAUUAUUUCGAAUUUCGUUUGAAUAAUUAUGCUGUUCCGUCCAAUGACACGACCUAUCAUUGUAAAGUAUACAAAGCUCCAGCUCGGUAUUCAAGAAAACGUCAUGCCAUUGCCCACAAAACAAUGAUCGAUCCGAAUAAUGUGGAUCUGGUUCAUCAUCUUGUGUUAUAUGAAUGUGAUCAAACAGUUAAAUUUGAUGAUAAUAAUCUUCCCGACGGCGCAUGCGAUGACUAUUACAGAGAAUUUUCCCAUUGCUUAUCCAAUACUGCUACUGUUUGGGCAGUAGGUGGUGAGGAGAUUGUCGAAUUUCCGACAGAAGCCGGUUAUCCAGUUGGUGGCGAUUUUGGCAUCAAAUAUUACGUCAUUGAGAUGCACUAUAAUAAUCCAAAAUUGAUACCAAAUCGCCGUGACAAUACGGGUAUUCGAUUUUACAUUGGCAAAGAACUUCGUCAGUAUGACCUUGGCUAUCUAGCAUUCGGAACUAGUUCUAAUGCGCUUGCUCUGACCAUUCCACCGAAAGUCGAUCAAUUUACCGUCGAUUCGUUUUGUCCGAGCGAAUUCAGCAAAGUAUCAUACUAUUUUCGAUGGGAUUUUCUGAAAGACUUUAUCGCUAUUCAAGAAAUUUAUGGAAGAAUCUUUGUUUAG